Molecule: messenger RNA, 712 nt
Organism: Didymella exigua CBS 183.55
Lineage: Eukaryota; Fungi; Ascomycota; Dothideomycetes; Pleosporales; Didymellaceae
Exons: 1
Coding region: 1-627 (208 amino acids)
Source: RefSeq, a predicted model, not a curated record
AUGGCAGGUUGCAGAGAGACUGCUGCGAAAUUCGUCUUCCCAUUUUUUCUGACGACCAAGAGCCUUCAGAGCUUACGUCUGACCAUUGGAAGACUUGUUGACGGCAUUCUUCUGCCAACGUACGGACAUACCGAAAGAGAGCAGGCGCAAGGGUCCAUGAUGCUACUUUGGAACCUUAGUCUGCACUCGCGCUGGAGUCGGAUCCGCAAUAUCGAGUUGGAGAUAGCGACUGAUCGGAAUACGCUGCUAAAGUUUCUGCUCGCGCACAAGGAUACGCUACGCUUUCUCACACUUACACGCACGUCUCUUGUACGACUGGGAAACCAUCGAAAUAUGUGGGAGCCAACUCUUACGGAGAUUGGGCGAUGUCUCCGCCUCGAGUCACUCUCUCUCUCGACGCUCUGCGACACGCUACAAGACUGGGGUCCAGGUGUUCACGAACGCAUGCUGUUCGAUGUAGACGACUAUAUUUGGGAAGGCAGAGCAAGUGAGUACGAGGCAUAUCAUGACAGAGUGGUUGCAUGUGUACUCCAUGGGGAAGUCAUUGAUUCCCUUCAGCCCCAGGGUGCUGGGGCUAGACAACCGCAACACGAUACAAGUGCUGUAGUAGCGGCACACUCGCUCUAGAGAUGACUUCCAGCUCAACCGGGAUAUCCACAACAACUUUAGGGUCCUUACCCACGCCACUUCAUGAUCACGCCCUACCUCCACG